CCACCACUUCUACUUUCACUCUCCACCACUUUUCAAACUGUCUCUUGUUUAAUAUUGCUAAAACCAUUACUUUAGAAAUAAUGUUGCUCUAGCUUUUAAGUUUUACUGAAAUUUUCCUAAUUAAUAUUUAAUUGUUUGUGUUAUAUAUGAUCCUUGCGGAGUUUGAUAUUCUUAACUCUGCUUUCUAAAGUAUUGAUACUGACCAAGAUGGGAAGACAAAGCCCUGGAAAAUGGAUCAGAAGCUUACUUCCGGGGAAGAAAUCAUCAUCAAAGUCUAAGUCCUCUAGAGAGAAAUAUAUUUAUGCAUCCAUGUCUACACCAACAUCUGAAGCUAAUGCAACUAAAGAAGUGCUAUUGGAAAAGGAAGUAGCUAGUAUAUCAUCCAAUGAUGGGGUAAGUUUUUCAACUGAAGACCAACAAGUCAAUACACAAUCUCUCACUAGUUAUGGUUCUGGGGACCAUCAUGAGAAAAUCAUGCUUAAUGAAGCAGCUAUAAUAGUUCAGGCUGCUAUUAGAGGCUAUCAGGCACGUGGGACUUUCAAAACUCUCAAAGGUAUCACGACACUGCAAGCUUACAUUCGAGGCCAGUUGGUUCGACGACAAGCUGUUUCUGCUUUAUAUUGUGUGAAAUCAAUAGUUAAAUUUCAAGCAUUGGCUCGUGCUUACAAGGUUAGGCACUCUAGUAUUGGCCUUGCAGUCCAGAAAAUUUUCAAGGAUACCAAAUUUCCAAAUUCUGUUGUAGUUACAUCCACACAGGCAUCAAAGCUCUCAGAUAAUAUCUUCGUUCACAAGCUUCUGGCUUCAACACCCUCUGUGGAUUCUCCAUAUCUCAACUAUAAUGCUGGUGAACCUAACUUGGCUUAUGAGUGGCUUAACCGUUGGACGAUAUCACAGUUUUGGAUACCUCUUCCAGAAGCAAAGAAACCUGAUUCAAUGUCUAACAAGAUAAAUAGCAGUUAUCUAAUAAUUGAAACUAAUAAGGGCCGAAUCAAAAGAAAUGCCAGGAAAGCACCUUCUCUGAGGAUUGGUGAUGAUAUAGUUUCAGAUUCUAACAAACAUGAAGGGUAUCCAAAAAAGGACUCAAACCUCCCAUUGCAUUCAGCUAAGAGACAUCCACAAAAGGAACUUGAGAAAACAGGUUCUAAAAAAAGCCAAAUUCAGCAUGUUCCUGAUAAAUCCGAGGUUGCUAUUGAGAAAAAAACACACAUUACCAAAAAAGUUUCCUAUCAUAUAGUGAAUGAUGUUCCAAGGGAAGAUGCAUAUGCUAGUGCUUCUUCAAAGAAGAUAGUAGAUUUGGCAGUGUUGAAGUCUAAACAGUCUGAUAUUGAGAAGAGUCUUGAACAGCAAGCAAAAGAGCAUGAUAAUGAGACAUGUAAUGAUACUAAUGCUUACUUGAAGAGAAGAGCUUCCCUACCUGCUAAUUUUAUGGAUCAUGAAAAUGUGUUGCAUAACAUUCCAAGAGCUCUUCCCAGUUAUAUGGCUCCAACUGAAUCUACAAAAGCUAAGCUAAGAGGACAAGGCUCUCCACAGCCUGCUAGUGAUUUGGUGGACAUAGAUGGUGUAAUUCGGCGGCUUUCGUCUUCGUCUACUCUAAAUGAGAAGUUAGGUCCUUUCUCUCCACCAGCAGAUAGAUUGGCUGCCUUGAGCAGCAAAGGAAUCAUAAAGACUGACAGAUCUCUAUCAUCUUCAAGGAAUGGGACUGAUAAGUGGAACCAACCUCAGUGGAGAAGGUGACGCUACGUAAUCUUUCAGAUCAAAGAUGUUGCAAACGAUGUAAAACCAAAUAGAGUGAAAUAUAUGCUGAGUUACAUUCCUUUCCCUUUCUUUUUUACUCAUCAUUCCUAUUUAAUAUUUAUGAUUGUAAGUAAUGAUGGAUAUAUCCUGUAACCUGAGUCUGUGUAUCAAAUUUCAUUUACUUAUGGUAGUACGACUAUUUUGAUGGA
Cajanus cajan (pigeon pea) is the source of this 1943-nucleotide messenger RNA. RefSeq names its product protein IQ-DOMAIN 29. NCBI's taxonomy places the organism in Eukaryota, Viridiplantae, Streptophyta, Magnoliopsida, Fabales, Fabaceae. The record is from RefSeq and is a predicted model, not a curated record. Gene Ontology annotation, molecular function: protein binding.